Messenger RNA from Pelobates cultripes (western spadefoot toad), 1041 nucleotides. The record is from the annotation of a GenBank genome assembly. Lineage: Eukaryota; Metazoa; Chordata; Amphibia; Anura; Pelobatidae.
AUGGUGCGCACUAAACGCCCAGAGCAGCCCCAGACCCCAAGGAUAGCCUCCCAGGGCCCGCUGGACGGUUAUCUGCAGCAGCAGCCAGGGGUUAGCGGAGACUCUGGCAGCCCCAAGAUGGCGGCGGCAUCCACUCCGGGACAGGGGAUGCCGGCCCUAGACCGGAUUGAGGGCACCCUGAGGGACCUGGCAGCCUCCAUGGCGACUAAAGCUGACUUACAGGUGAUAACUACCACCAUCCAAGAUACAUUGCGGACAGAGAUCGCGGGGAUCCACACAGAGCUCACUGCGCAGGCAGGCCGCAUUACCGCGACGGAGGAAGCAACUGAGGCCCUCACGGCCCGCGUGGCAGCCACUGAUAACGCUGUAGCACGCCAGGGCGGGAUGCUGCUUUCCAUACGUCGACAUCUGGAAGAUGUAGACAAUAGAGGUAGGAGACCCAAUAUCCGGGUCCGUGGGGUACCAGAAACCGAGGGGCCAGAAAACGCAGAGGGUCUACUAACAGAAUUAUUCUGCUCUCUACUGCUACCAUCCCCACCGCCAACUAUAGAAUUCGAGAGAGCGCAUAGGGCCUUGCGGCCUAGAGCAACUGAAGAAGGGCCGCGUGACCUAAUAUGCUGUCUACACUCAUUCCCGGUGAAGAACUCCAUCAUGGCCAAAGCCCGGGAAAGACAGAAUUGGCCCUUUAGGGGAGCGCAAGUAUCGCUUUAUAAUGAUUUAUCCCCCAUAACGUUGGAAGCAAGGAGAGCCCUCCGCCCGGUUACAGCGACAUUGCGAGACCGCAAUAUACCAUAUAAAUGGGGAUUCCCCUUUGCACUAAUGGCUAGACACCAAAAUAGAUGGAUCACCAUGAGAUGGCCGGAAGAGGUACCACGGUUCAUGAGGGAACUGGGCCUCCCCUCACAUUCGGUCCCCAACUGGAUCCUGGGGACACUAGGCCCGCAACCCAGACCACAGAGAGGGUCCAGACAGCGUGAGGUGAGAACUCAUCCGGCUCACAACAGCGGAAGGCGUGGAGACCCGACUUUCCCGGAGGAGUGA